CAUAUCCGCCAAACUAAGAAAAGCAUUUAGUCUUCCCUCAUAAUUUUUGCGCCUGUUCAAACGAAAGUGAUUCAAAAAAUACGAUGGUGCCGCUCAACAUUGAAGAACCUACCCUUUCUCACUCAUGGAUGUCAUCAAUGCCAUCUCUCUUUAAUUCGGAUUCACAAUUAUCCUACUACCACGACGAAGACGAGUUCGACACUACCAACGACUAUAAGAAAGACCAAUUUCCUCCUUAUGUAAAUCAAAGCAAAAACGUCAGAUUUAGCGAAUUCUCGACGCUUAAAUAUAUACCCAGCAAUGAAUCUUAUUCCGAACAAGAGCGAGAGGCCAUGUACCUCACAACGGAAGAUAAAGAGCGCAUUCGAGAAGAAAUCAGUGACACGCUAACAAAGAUCCAAUACGGUGAUCUUCCCGAUACGGAACUGGAAUAUUUCCGUGGGUUAGAAUGGAAGGGAAUUAGCUACCUCUACAAUCAGAAGAAAGCAAUUCGAGAGAUCACUCUGUCUCUGAUCCUCAGCGAACAAGAACAAAUGAAUGAAAUUUGUCCGGACUGGAUCGAAAACGUCUACUCGACAAUGACAAAAGAUUCGGUUGCCAAGGCACGCAAGAUGGCUCGCUGGGAUGCGCAGUGUGUGGAUAUGUCCGCGCAGUAAUCUGGACUGCAAGUUGACAAGCUAUAACAACCGCAAUUGUACAAUAAAUGCCCAAAGAUAUUAGAAUGUAUACAAAUGUACGCACAAAAAUGAAGAUAAAAAUAGAUCAAUGCA
Molecule: messenger RNA, 770 nt
Organism: Pseudo-nitzschia multistriata
Lineage: Eukaryota; Bacillariophyta; Bacillariophyceae; Bacillariales; Bacillariaceae
Source: the annotation of a GenBank genome assembly